AGAGUGCGGCGGUGAGGAAGGGACUGAGGAGCCCAGUCCGAGAUGACAGGGGCUGGGGAGCCUGGCUCCAUGCCCGACGUGCUGACCGGAGGGCGGCUGCCCCGGGGUCCCAAACUCGGCCUCCGCUGGGCCCGAGGCCUGGGAGAGCCCCUGGCACCCGGUUUCCAUCCUUCUGUAAGCUGUCACCAUGACCCUGACAAAAGGUUCCUUCACCUACUCCAGUGGGGAGGAAUAUCGUGGCGAGUGGAAGGAGGAGAGACCUGCUCCAACUCUGGUGGCUGCGACUUAAGAUGGGAAGGUCGCAGGAGCCAGGUUAUGACUCUGGGCCGCAGACAUGGUUUUGGUCAACUGAUGUUUGCAGAUGGUGGCACCUACCUGGGUCAUUUUGAGAAUGGGCUCUUCUGUGGCUUUGGGGUACUGACCUUCUCAGAUGGCUCAAGGUAUGAGGGGGAGUUUGCCCAGGGCAAGUUUAAUGGCGUCGGAGUCUUCAUUCGACACGACAACAUGACCUUUGAGGGGGAAUUUAAAAAUGGCAGAGUAGAUGGCUUUGGCCUGCUGACUUUCCCCGAUGGGUCCCACGGAAUACCCCGCAACGAAGGUCUGUUUGAGAACAACAAGCUGCUGCGGCGUGAGAAGUGUUCCGCGGUCGUACAGCGAGCCCAGAGCGCCUCCAAGUCAGCCAGGAAUCUCACCGCGUGAUGGGCGCUUUGUGCACCCGCUGACAAGUGUUGGGUAAAGCAGAUGCCCCGCUAUUCACUCGAGGGGAACAAAUGAACCAGAUGUGAGAGGAGAGGACAUGACCUUGUGCUGUCCACAUCACCUGCCAGUCAGGGAUGCGACCACAGAGAAGUUCUGAGGACUGUGGCCCAGGCCCUGCAGCAGCGGUUUCCAGUCCUGUCUUUUCCGUGUCUCACUGUUGGUACUCUCUGUCCCUAACACCCUGGGUUACCCAGUGCAGACCUGCCGCUGCCGUGCACGUCCUUUCCUGCUAAGUGAGGCAGAAUCUCUUCAUUCUGCUUGUAUUUGGGGUGGAUGAGCCACAUAUAUCCCCUGUGAAGGAUUAGGUAACAGUGCUGUUUCCCUUCCCCUGACUUGACAAGCUGUCUUGCUCACCUGAAUUCUAGCAGAUACUCCCCAUUUGUGCCUCUCUCCUUCAUUAGACAUGGGACAGGAUUCCUUUAUGGGAUAGAGACUGAUGUAAACAGUCAUCUUAUAACUUGUAUUUAUUACUUACUCCAGGGCAAAGGGCAGACCUCUCUGGGCCAUACCAGGUCCUACCAUGGAGUGAACUGAAUCCUUAGGGCCGACAUAGCUCCUUCCCAGUGGACCAGUAGUUUAGGUAGAAUUGGAACCCUCCUGGAAUCCUGGUGAACUAGCCGAGCAUUUGGCUCCUUGCAUUUGGUUCACUGUGACUCUGCCACCACAAGCCUUGGCCAUCAGGCCUGGGGAUCAGAUCUUGACUGAUAGGAUCUCUGCACAGUUCUUCACAGAGGCCUCCAGUUACCCUGUGACCCAAACACACCCCACCCCACCCCACUCCACCCCUUUCUCCUCACACUGAAUGUCUCCUCAAUAGCAGAUUAUGGUGGAAAUUAUAGCCGUGUGCCUCUAUUCUUUGAAUGGUACUGUAGAAACAGGUGUUUAUGAGGAAUAAAACUACCAGAACUGCC
Messenger RNA from Eptesicus fuscus (big brown bat), 1670 nucleotides. It is a transcript of the gene MORN4, whose product is annotated as MORN repeat containing 4. The record is from RefSeq and is a predicted model, not a curated record. The transcript is spliced from 6 exons. The coding region runs from base 43 to 699 and encodes 218 amino acids. NCBI's taxonomy places the organism in Eukaryota, Metazoa, Chordata, Mammalia, Chiroptera, Vespertilionidae.